Messenger RNA from Parnassius apollo (apollo), 1119 nucleotides. The record is from the annotation of a GenBank genome assembly. Lineage: Eukaryota; Metazoa; Arthropoda; Insecta; Lepidoptera; Papilionidae.
AUGGCGGUACAAGACAACGACUGGGUUGACUAUUUAAGCGUGCAACAGAACAGUACAAAAGCCCACGUCAAAACUGAGUUAGAGAAUGGAAUAGAUGGAUCCAACGACAUCACAAAUCUUGCAACAUUGCACUUGAAUUACAGUCUGUACGAUAAUGAAACUGGCUACCCUGCGUAUUCCAACUUCACAACGGAUGACUAUUGUUCGUCAAAUCAUUCACAUGUUUAUCUAAACGUCACUUGUGAAUUUCCAAUAAACUAUGCUGAACCGAUGUACGGAUAUAUCGCGCCAUUUCUUCUUGCUACCACAACUGUUGCAAACACGCUGAUCGUCGUGGUGUUGUCACGUCGCCACAUGCGGACCCCCACGAACGUUGUGCUAAUGGCGAUGGCACUGUGCGACAUGUUCACAAUGCUGGUCCCCGCCCCCUGGCUGUUCUACAUGUAUACCUUUGGGAAUCACUACAAGCCACUUAGUCCUGUACGAGCAUGUCAAGCAUGGAAUUAUAUGAAUGAGGUGAUACCGGCGAUGUUCCACACGGCUAGCAUUUGGCUGACCCUCGCUCUAGCGGUGCAGAGAUACAUCUACGUGUGUCACGCUCCAGUCGCAAGAACUUGGUGUACGAUGCCUCGUGUGAUGAAGUGCCUGAUAUACAUCGGUAUUGCCGCCUUCCUACACCAGCUUCCGCGUUUCCUGGAUCGCCAAUACGUCCCACACAUAACAGUUUGGCGCGGACAUUUCGAGGCAGUCUGCAGGAUAGAGAUGGCGCCGUGGGUACAUACACUGUCAAUGGAUGCAUAUUUUAUAACAUACUUUGGGUUCAGAGUUUUAUUCGUUCACCUGAUUCCUUGUACUUCACUAGUCGUUCUAAAUGUUCUGCUUUUCAGAGCCAUGAGAGCCGCCCAGAUCAAUAGGCAGAAAUUAUUCAAGGAGAAUCGAAAAUCUGAAUGUAAAAGACUUAGGGACUCCAAUUGUACGACUCUGAUGCUUAUUGUGGUAGUAACUGUAUUCCUUUUGGUCGAAAUUCCCGUGGCCGUUGUUACCAUACUUCACAUAAUAUCUAGUACUAUAGUCGACUUUUUGGAUUAUCAUAUCGCUAACAUAUUGAUUUUGGACUAA